Messenger RNA from Cyclopterus lumpus (lumpfish), 902 nucleotides. RefSeq names its product Kv channel interacting protein 4 (gene kcnip4). NCBI's taxonomy places the organism in Eukaryota, Metazoa, Chordata, Actinopteri, Perciformes, Cyclopteridae. Gene Ontology annotation, cellular component: voltage-gated potassium channel complex. Gene Ontology annotation, biological process: regulation of potassium ion transmembrane transport. The transcript has 8 exons. The record is from RefSeq and is a predicted model, not a curated record. The coding region runs from base 1 to 729 and encodes 242 amino acids. Gene Ontology annotation, molecular function: potassium channel regulator activity; calcium ion binding.
AUGUGUACACCAAACAAGAGGACCCAGUGGAUGGAGGACCUUCAGCAUUUCCGUAAAGAGCACGUCUUCUCCAAGAAAGUCCUGUUCAACUGCUGCCUGGUGCGGCGCAUCAUCAGCUGGGCCUCCCCAAUCCCCAAAGACAGCGUUGAAGAUGAGCUUGAACUAUCUACAGUUCGCCAUCGCCCCGAGGGACUGGAGCAGCUUGAAGCUCAGACACGUUUCUCCCGCAAGGAACUUCAGAUCCUUUACCGCGGCUUCAAAAAUGAAUGCCCCAGCGGAAUCGUCAACGAGGAUACCUUUAAAGACAUCUACGCACAGUUCUUCCCACAAGGAGAUGCUUCGACGUACGCGCAUUUCUUGUUCAAUGCAUUUGACAACGAUCACAAUGGCUCUGUGAGUUUUGAGGAUUUUGUCAUGGGCCUUUCUAUCCUCCUGCGUGGCACGAUCCAGGAAAAACUCAACUGGGCGUUCAACCUGUAUGACAUCAAUAAAGAUGGAUACAUCACUAAAGAGGAAAUGCUGGACAUCAUGAAGGCCAUCUACGACAUGAUGGGGAAAUGCACAUACCCUGUCCUCAAAGAAGAGACGCCGCGGCAGCAUGUGGAAGUGUUCUUUCAGAAGAUGGACAAGAAUAAAGACGGAGUGGUGACCAUCGACGAGUUCAUCGACUGCUGCCAAAAUGAUGAAAACAUCAUGCAAUCGAUGCACCUCUUCGAAAACGUUCUUUAACUCGUGGCGGACGGAAGGCUUCGGAAGAGAACGUCAUCUUCAGCUCGGCCCGACUUGGACUCAUACUGUGUACGGUGUGCUAUGCAGACUUUUGAUCAUGGAUAUAAUAUUGUUCAUUACUGUGGGCCACAAGUAGGAGUCGGCGAUACGGUGCGAACCCUCUGGAAUGAGUU